Molecule: messenger RNA, 1419 nt
Organism: Knipowitschia caucasica
Lineage: Eukaryota; Metazoa; Chordata; Actinopteri; Gobiiformes; Gobiidae
Source: the annotation of a GenBank genome assembly
AUGACCACAGAGACCCCUCAACAGCAGCUGGAUCCUCCUCUUAGAUCAAGCCCAUCCACAGGAGUCUUGCACCCCACCAUGCUGAGUCCUCAAGCCGCUUCAGAAAGUGCCUCCGUGGUCAAGGGGAAGAAGUCCAGCUCGGGGCUGCGGCGGCCAGAGAAGCCCCCCUACUCCUACAUCGCUCUCAUCGUGAUGGCCAUCCAGAGCUCCCCGAGCAAGAGGCUGACUCUCAGUGAGAUUUAUCAGUUUCUUCAGGCGCGGUUCCCCUUUUUCCGCGGCUCGUAUCAGGGAUGGAAGAAUUCCGUGCGCCAUAACUUAUCACUGAACGAGUGCUUUAUCAAGCUGCCCAAAGGCCUGGGCCGUCCCGGUAAGGGCCACUACUGGACCAUCGACCCCGGCAGUGAGUUCAUGUUUGAGGAGGGCUCGUUUCGGCGCAGACCCCGGGGCUUCAGGAGGAAGUGUCAGGCUCUCAAGCCCAUGUACCGCAUGAUGAAUGGCAUCGGGUUUGGUGCCUCCAUUCUGCCCCAGAGCUUUGACUUCCAGCCUCAGUCCAGUCUCUGCGCCAGUAACAGCUACGGCCUGGACAUGAUGAACGGCUCCAUGAGCGGAGGAUACGACCACCAUGUGGCCCACGUGGCCCACAUGUCCCCGAGCCCCGGGUCCACGUACAUGGCCAGUUGUCCAGUGCCGCCCAGUGGUGACUACGGCGCGGACAGCAGCAGCAGUCCAGUGCCCUCCUCCCCGGCCAUGGCCAGUGCUUUGGACGGUCACUCUCCCUACACCAGCUCCUCCGCGCACUGGGCUUCCUCCAGCGGCUCUCCGUACAUCAAGCAGCAGCCUCUGGCCUCCAGCAGCCCCGCAUCCUCAACGCUGCACUCAGGGAUGUCGCCCUACUCUUUGGAGCAGAGCUACCUCCACCAGAACCGAGACAGCCACAGCGACAUUUCAGUGGGCAUCCCUCGUUACCAGAGCCACUCCUCCGUCUGCGACAGGAAGGACUUUGUGUUGAACUUUAACGGCAUCUCUUCCUUUCACCCUUCGGCAUCGAGCUCUUACUACCACCACCACCACCACCAUCACCCCCAGAGCGUGUGCCAGGACGUGAAGCCAGUCCUAAUCCGUGAGGCCGAGCAGCAGCAGCAGCAGCAGCAGCAGCAGGAGCAGCAGGAGCAGCAGGAGCAGCAGCAGCAGCAGCAGCAGCAGGAGCAGCAGGAGCAGCAGGAGCAGCAGCAGGAGCAGCAGCAGCAGCAGCAGCAGCAGGAGCAGCAGGAGCAGCAGCAGCAGCAGCAGCAGGAGCAGCAGGAGCAGCAGGAGCAGCAGCAGCAGCAGGAGCAGCAGCAGCAGCAGCAGGAGCAGCAGGAGCAGCAGGAGCAGCAGCAGCAGCAGGAGCAGCAGGAGCAGCAGGAGGAGCAGGAGUAG